This is a messenger RNA of Saitoella complicata NRRL Y-17804, 597 nucleotides long. RefSeq lists its product as uncharacterized. NCBI's taxonomy places the organism in Eukaryota, Fungi, Ascomycota, Saitoellomycetes, Saitoellales, Saitoellaceae. Bases 1 to 597 code for a protein of 198 amino acids. The record is from RefSeq and is a predicted model, not a curated record. The transcript has a single exon.
AUGUCCUCUUCAUCGGUUCCAGUAGGCGCAUCAAUCCCCUCCAACGCAUCUCCCGAAACCGUCAACGAGGGCGACUACCGCCUGCACCACGAAGCUCCUCACUCCACCUCGCACGUUCCCUCUCAGGACCACUCCACCUCUUCUCCUCCCGGCGGCGAAGUCUGGGAUGGACCUGGGAAAACAGAGGCAGAUGUUGUUCAUGAAGCGACGCAGCAGAUCGUAAAUGAGCAGGAACUCGAUGGCGGGGCGGGAUCGGGGCCGAAGCCGCCGGUUGAGGGGGAGGUUAGGGAUGAGAUUGCGAAGGCUGGUACAUCCGCUACACAGGGAGAACUUGGGACCCGUGCCUCAAAUACCGUUGAUGACGGAGAUGUCGUUGCGAGGAAGGGUCCCACGUCGGGUGAUCUUGCUUCUGGACACUUAUCCGAAGUCCCCGCUCAACCGCGAAAGGAAGCCAUCAGUGAUGUUAAGGUCAAGCCUGUCGAGCAGGAUUAUUCUGGUGAGCGCCUGGCGGAGACGAAGGCGCAGGGGACUGGUGGUGAUGAUGUUGCGAAGAUCAGUGCGAGCAAGGAGGGAACGCUUGAGGUGAAGGGACGUUAA